AUGGGUCGUGGUAAGUCCAAGAAAGGCGCAGCGUCCAAGAAACGCGCCGCCGUUUCUUCCCCUCCACCGCCGCCGGAUCCCGUCAUCUCCGAAGCAGAUAAGGAGUUAGAACGAAUUGAUAAACUGUUCUAUACAUAUGCUAAUGAUUCAUCUGGCUUGAUUGACCCUGAAGGGAUUGAAAUUCUGUGCUCACAUCUGGGAGUUGACCAUACUGACAUCAGGAUGCUAAUUCUUGCAUGGAAAAUGCAAGCUGGAAGACAAGGCUAUUUUACUCUGGAGGAAUGGCGAAAUGGGGCUAAAGAGCUAAAGGCUGAUACAAUAGAGAAUCUAAAGAAGGCAUUUGGACAGCUUGAGGAGGAGCUGGAAAGUCCAUCAAACUUUGUAGACUUCUAUGCCUAUGCAUUUCAGUAUUGCUUAACAGAGCAUAAUCAGAAGUGCAUCGAGACUGAAAUCGUUUGUGUACUUCUGGAUCUCGUGUUAGGCCCCCGAUUUCAACCACAAGUUGCAGCACUUGUUGAGUAUAUACAGAUUCAGAAAGAUUACAAGGUUAUAACCAUGGAUCAGUGGCUUGGAUUUAACAGGUUUCUCAGUGAGAUUAGCUUCCCAGAUUUCAGCAAUUAUGAUGAAGAGCUUGCUUGGCCGUUGAUCCUGGACGAUUUUGUUGACUGGAUGAGAGAAAAGCAGUGCUAGCAUAGAGACAUAAGACCAAACUCAAAUCUUCCUUAGAAAGAUUCAUUGUAAAUAACAUAGGAUCCACAAUUCUGGUUGCUAGAUUGUUGAUUAGAAAUUCCCUACUUUUUUUUUCCUUUUUAUAUUCUUGUCAGCUUUGGGGAACAAAAUUUGUUUCUCUCAGUUUUUCAUGGAUUAUAGUUUUACACUUUCACAAUAUAAUACAAC
Ipomoea triloba (trilobed morning glory) is the source of this 897-nucleotide messenger RNA. RefSeq names its product DCN1-like protein 5. Gene Ontology annotation, cellular component: ubiquitin ligase complex. Gene Ontology annotation, biological process: positive regulation of ubiquitin-protein transferase activity; protein neddylation. Lineage: Eukaryota; Viridiplantae; Streptophyta; Magnoliopsida; Solanales; Convolvulaceae. Gene Ontology annotation, molecular function: ubiquitin-like protein binding; cullin family protein binding; ubiquitin conjugating enzyme binding. The transcript has 9 exons. The record is from RefSeq and is a predicted model, not a curated record. Bases 1 to 690 code for a protein of 229 amino acids.